AUGGUAGCCUUGGUGCCCGCUGCUGGUGACGGCCAGGAGCCACCACAAGACCAUUCCAUGUCACACCUGCCUUCCCUGAUCACUACGGCGGGGCAGGGGGCAGGGGGACCUGGCCGACGGGGUAUGACUCAACGAGACGGGUUCAGCGGCGCGGUCUGGGGCGGAGGAGCGGGUGCUGCGGGUGCAGGGCGGCGAGAGAGCGUGACCCGGGCGGGUAUCAGCUUGCAGCCGUCGUGGUCCGCGACAGCAGCAGCGGCAGCAGCAACAGCGGCAACAGCCUGGACACCCACCAACCACCGCACGCCCACCAGACGCCGACCCUCACCCCCAUCGACGACUAUAUCGCCGCCACGAUGA
Messenger RNA from Penaeus vannamei (Pacific white shrimp), 357 nucleotides. Lineage: Eukaryota; Metazoa; Arthropoda; Malacostraca; Decapoda; Penaeidae. The record is from RefSeq and is a predicted model, not a curated record.